GAUUGAUGCCUAUAUGGGAGUGAUAUAAUUGGAUAUUGUUGAAAGUCCUAUUAGAAGUUCUUACUAAUAUCCGAACAGUACUUUAGCAUAUUUAAAAAAUGUAAUUUUAUUCAAUAGAUUUACAUUAGAUUCUAUAUUUACCAAUUUAUUAGAAUGCAGAUUUGAAAUCAACUCAGAUUAUUUGUUACGAAGUUGUUGAUGUUUUGGAAAUGUUGAAGAGUUAAUACCCAAAAUUGUGA
This is a messenger RNA of Paramecium primaurelia, 239 nucleotides long. The record is from the annotation of a GenBank genome assembly. Lineage: Eukaryota; Ciliophora; Oligohymenophorea; Peniculida; Parameciidae.